GGUCAAAGAAGUCACCUACACAGAGCGUGUUGUUAGAGCUGUUCUGAGCGGGUGUUUGGGUUGUUGGCUGCUUUCUUCCCCAUUUCUCACACACUUGUAUAUUAUUUUGAGGUGGUGUUCGCAGAGUUUGAAAGGAGAGAGAAUUAAAAAAAAAAAAAAGCCGCAAGCGUUUUCACUCUUUUAUUUUUAUAAUCCCCUUCAAUUUGGGGUUAAAAAAAAGACAAGAAAACAGGAAGGAAGAAAAAUAAGGAAAUGAGAUGUGGUAAAAGAAGCUAAAAGGUGCCUUUUAAAAGAUCGUUGCUGUGAAGUGAAAAAAAUCUCCAGAGAAACCAAAAAGCACCGCCGAGACCUCUUCCGAACCAAAGGAGUUUGUGUUUGCUUUUAGGGAAGAAGAAAGAUCAUUCAUUCGGAGGAAUAACAACCAAUUAAAAGACAAAUAAAAAAGUUUGGAGUGGGACGCAGAGCGAGCGAGCGGCGCUGCCGGCGGGCGGUGGGGCGCGGAGCUCGCACUUUCCCGGCUGGGUGAGCGGCGGCCGCGGCGCCGGGCUCGGCGGGUGCGCCUCGGCGGAGCUGAACGUCGGAGCGUUGCCUCGGGAGACGCGCGCCGGACAAUGCCCGCGGCGGGCCAGUGACGCCCGCGGGGAAUGCGGAGCGGCCCGGCUGCCGGCACCCAGCCGCCGCCGCGCGUUCCUGCCGCCCGUGUCACGCGAGACCCGGCGGGGGCCGGGACCGCCCGAGCCGCCCCUCAGACCGAGCCGGCCGCCUCUGCCGCCGCGGCCGCCUCCUCCUCGGGGCCAUUAAAGCCAAUGAGCCGCGCGCCUCUGCCGAGCGCAGCCAACUAAAUCGGCUUGGAUGAUUCGCGACCUGAGCAAGAUGUACCCGCAGACCAGACACCCGGCACCGCAUCAGCCUGCUCAACCCUUUAAAUUUACAAUUUCCGAAUCCUGUGAUCGGAUUAAGGAAGAGUUUCAGUUUUUACAGGCUCAAUACCACAGUCUGAAGCUGGAAUGUGAGAAACUCGCCAGUGAGAAGACAGAGAUGCAGCGGCAUUAUGUCAUGUAUUAUGAAAUGUCCUAUGGGUUGAAUAUAGAAAUGCACAAGCAGGUAAGUUAUUUUUUUAUAACCAUUUUAAAUGACAGUAAUACUGGUAUACUUUGAAAAGAAAAUUGUAUGUUUUUGCAGUUUUAUUCUGCAAGCCGUUGUGGCUACCUGUGUUUAAAAAACUGGGUAGUGAAGAAAAUGCUGUUUUUUCAUGUGUGGCUCCCCAUCUUUCUUUCAUAUUAUCCUAAUUUUUAUAAUUUAAAAAUGUUAUUUUAAAAAGUCAAUACAUAUUAAACUUUGUACACUUUCAAAAGCAGGAUGCUAAAUUUUAAAAUCCUCUUGUUAUUCUGAAAGAGUUGCUUUAUGUAUUCUGGGCAUUGCAAACUUGUCUUGUGAAAGAGCUUUUCUUGGAAAAUAUUAAAAAGUGAAAUUAAAUUGUGUGGCGCCUUCGUAGGCUUGAUGUGAAAGAAUGGAUAGAGGGUGAGCUGGGAGGAUGAAAGUGAAAUCUGUGGAGCUACAAAGGAAAUUGAUGUAAAAUCCUUGUACUGGUCCCCUGAGGCUACUUACUUGGGUCUUACCAAGAACUAUAACCGUUGCUUCCAAAAUUUGUACAGAGUAAAUGAGCCUGACAGGAGGAUGUGAUAAGGUUCAACAUUGGUCUUAAAAUCUAGCAAUUAGUUCAGUAGCAAAAAAAAAAAAAAAAAAAAAAAAA
Messenger RNA from Rhinopithecus roxellana (golden snub-nosed monkey), 1753 nucleotides. RefSeq names its product transducin-like enhancer protein 4. Lineage: Eukaryota; Metazoa; Chordata; Mammalia; Primates; Cercopithecidae. Gene Ontology annotation, biological process: negative regulation of canonical Wnt signaling pathway; regulation of DNA-templated transcription. The record is from RefSeq and is a predicted model, not a curated record. Bases 853 to 1158 code for a protein of 101 amino acids. The transcript has 4 exons. Gene Ontology annotation, cellular component: nucleus; transcription regulator complex. Gene Ontology annotation, molecular function: protein binding; transcription corepressor activity.